Vigna radiata var. radiata (mung bean) is the source of this 777-nucleotide messenger RNA. RefSeq lists its product as uncharacterized. The coding region runs from base 1 to 777 and encodes 258 amino acids. The record is from RefSeq and is a predicted model, not a curated record. Lineage: Eukaryota; Viridiplantae; Streptophyta; Magnoliopsida; Fabales; Fabaceae. The transcript is spliced from 2 exons.
AUGGAUAAUGCUUUCACCUCCUCACUAUUUACCACCUCUUUUCCGUCCUCCAAUAUUAUCAUUCAGCAAGACAAUUCUUCCUUUUCUAUCACUGUUAUUCUUAAUGACUCUGAUUAUCCUCUUUGGUCCCAGCUAAUGGACAUGCGUAUUGGAGCUCGAAACAAAUCGCGGUAUCUCACUGGCAUAGUGACGAAACCCUCCAUUGAUGACCCAACCUAUGAUAAUUGGGUCACUGAAAAUAAAUGGGUGAAAAGCUGGCUUAUUGACUCCAUGAGCCCCUCGUUGAUGCAGCGGUUUAUCCGCCUUGAAUCUGCCCAUCAAAUUUGGGAUGUAGCUCUCCGCACAUUCUACGAUGGAUCCGAUGAAACUUGCCUCUUCGAACUGAACCAACGAUCUUUCUCCACCAAACAACAUGGUCGUCCCCUCUCUACUUAUUGUAAUGAACUACUCUCCAUCUUUCAAGAAAUUGAUCAUCGUAUGUCUUCUUCUGAAACCACUGUGAAUGGCGUAGUCCAGAUGCAUUCUUCUAUGGCUCGUCUGCGCGUUCACAUCUUUCUUAGUGGCUUUCUGAUUUUGACCAAGUUCGUGGAGAGAUUCUUCGUAAAGACCCAAAAUUGGAUCUUGAGAGCACAUAUGUCUAUGUCCGUCGUGAACAUCAAUAACGUAUCACUAUGGGUCGUCCUGCUCCUACCUCGGAUUCCUCAGCUCUACUAUCUCAGUGAUUAUGGUCAUUCCAAGAAUCGUUGCUAUGAAAUCAUCGGGUAUCCAACAUGGUAG